Portunus trituberculatus (swimming crab) is the source of this 8308-nucleotide messenger RNA. RefSeq names its product MAP kinase-activated protein kinase 2-like (gene MAPk-Ak2). Gene Ontology annotation, molecular function: ATP binding; calcium-dependent protein serine/threonine kinase activity; calcium/calmodulin-dependent protein kinase activity. Gene Ontology annotation, biological process: protein autophosphorylation; peptidyl-serine phosphorylation; intracellular signal transduction. Lineage: Eukaryota; Metazoa; Arthropoda; Malacostraca; Decapoda; Portunidae. Gene Ontology annotation, cellular component: cytoplasm; nucleus. The transcript is spliced from 7 exons. The record is from RefSeq and is a predicted model, not a curated record. Bases 517 to 1611 code for a protein of 364 amino acids.
UGAUAUUGUUUAAUUCUGAAAUAGUAGUCUAUAUAUUAAACAGGAAAAAAAUUAUAUGAAGGUCAUUCGAUGUUUAGUUACCAACGGCACUUGGCAAGACAAAGGCCUGACGUGUUCUGAAUAUUGGACUUGUUAUACAGACAGGAUACAACCCUGAGGCACUUUAUAGAUAGGAAGUGAACCGAUCCAUCCUGGAAAACAAGAGGUGGGUGGAGGUUCCGGUUCUCCGCGCGGGUUUGUUGUGGUUUACCUGUUUAUUUACCUGCCUCAGCCUACUUAUCCCCUGCCUUCACCACCCCCUGCCACACUGGGAACCAUUCAUCCACCUCCGCACACCAACUGGAGCGUGGCACCUUGUACAGAACCACCUCGGGGAGAAUAUUUUACCCCGAUACUCCCACCUGGGCACUUUUUUUUUUUACUCGAGUUGAUCCUCCCACCGGCCACCUCGUCCACCUCCACCCAGGACAUGUUUGACGCCUGAAGCUGCCCUCCACCGCCCCCUAAAGCACCAGGAUGGAGGAACCAAUGAUGGUGGACCAGGUGGAUGAGGGAGGCAACAGGGCGAGAGCCGGAGUGUGUGUGCUGCAGACCAAGACGCAUCCCAUCGUGGAGGACUACACCAUCUCCAGCAAUGUGCUCGGCCUUGGCAUCAACGGCAAGGUGGUGGAGUGCUUUAACAAGAAGGACAGCAGGAAAUACGCCCUCAAGGUGCUGAAAGACAGCCACAAAUCGAGGAGAGAGGUUGAUCUCCACUGCCGCGGCUCCACCUGUCCUCAUGUGGUGGCAAUAGUUGAUGUUUAUGAGAAUGUCUACAACAGUCAGAAAUGUUUGUUAGUAGUAAUGGAAUGCAUGGAAGGUGGGGAACUGUUUCAGCGAAUCCAGGACCGUGCUGAUGGUGCUUUCACUGAGCGAGAGGCAGCAUGCAUCAUGAGGGAGAUCUGUGUGGCAGUGCAGCACCUCCACUUACUCAACAUCGCUCACAGAGAUCUCAAGCCAGAAAAUUUGCUCUACACCACUAUGAAUGAUGAUGCCACAUUAAAGCUGACGGACUUUGGAUUUGCCAAGGAAACAUUUUCUAAGGAGUCGCUGCAAACUCCCUGUUACACACCCUACUAUGUUGCUCCUGAGGUGUUGGGCCCAGAAAAGUAUGACAAGAGCUGUGAUAUUUGGUCUCUAGGUGUCAUUAUGUACAUCUUGCUGUGUGGAUUCCCUCCAUUCUACAGUAAUCAUGGACAUGCAAUAUCUCCCGGCAUGAAGAAGCGAAUUCGUACGGGACAGUACACGUUUCCCAACCCAGAGUGGGCCAGCGUCAGCCAGGAAGCCAAGGAUCUCAUCAAGGGCAUGCUGCGCACUGACCCUGAGGAGCGCUUCACCAUCUUUGACAUCAUGAAGAACAAGUGGAUUGUUCAAUACACAGAGGUACCUCAGACCCCUCUGUACACUUCCAAGGUGCUGCGAGAGGAAGGAGACUUAUGGCAGGAGGUUCAGGAUGAGAUGACCCGUUCCCUGGCCACCAUGCGAGUUGACUACGACACAUUGCAGAUAAAAACUCUAGACCAUGCCAAUAAUUCUCUCCUCAGUAAACGACGUAAGAAGACAGACAAAUAGGUAAUGUUGAACGUGACUAGGUCUUGCAGCCUUUAGGGCAUGAGAACAUCUUUGCUGGACAAGAGUUCUGCUGGCACAGUGCCAUUAUAUUAUCAGCAAGAUGUCAUGUCUUGGCCAUAACUUUGCUAAAUGAAGAUAAAUAUUAUCUGUAAUACAGCAUCAGUGCACCUCUUAAAGUUUCAGGGGAGUGGCAUAAGUAUGGUCACAGAUUUCAUUGAAGCUUCCUAUGGUUCUUCUUGUCACUAUCAUUAGUUGUUGAAAUUCACCUUUGUCAUUCUCAGGUAUCAUGAAGAUCAGCAUUGUGUGGGAAGAAGCCAAUAGAAGGGAACUAGUAUUCUCAUGAUGGUAAUGUCUUGACUGGACAAUAUGCAAUGAAUUAUACUGUUAAAUUUUAUAACCAUUAAUGCUCCAUUAAGGUAUACUUUUACCGAAAGGAUUGAGAAUGGUAACAUUAAUUUUCCAUUUGUUGAUGCACAUUUGGGCAGUGAUGGUGCCCAAGAAUGUUGGGAGUGUACUGUAGUGUGUGAUGCCAAGGUAGGGAACAGUGUAUUGUUAAUACUGCCAUUUCAGAGUGAAAAUGUAGGUGUUUGCUUGUGCAUAUUUAUAAGAAAUAUGUAAGGAAUUAGUGUCAGCUCUGGAGACUUGAGAAAAUAGAGAACAGCAAAGAUUUCUAACUAAACAUAAGAGAUAAUCUUCUUAGUUACUUGUUAUUUUAUUUGUUAUUUUAAACAUCUUUUUACUUUUAUCAAUAAGUGACAUAUCUAUGAUGUUCUUUGAAUAUUAGUUAUUUACUCUAUAAUAUGUCACAAAAAGAGUCACAUGCAUGGUCCCACCAUGGACCAGGGAAAUGGGUUAUGUGAGAGAGAGAGAGAGAGAGAGAGAGAGAGAGAGAGAGAGAGAGAGAGAGAGAGAGAGAGAGAGAUACCUGUGUGGAUGUUCAUUAUGCCCAUAUACAUAUAUGAAGGUUGUAUGCAUGAGGAACUUUGAACAUAUUAGAGGUGAACGGAGAUGAAGUAAUUUGCAUUUCUAUCUACAAAUUUUGUGAAUUGGUGAAGAGAAUUAAGAUAUAUGUGGAAGCUACAGAAUAAAAGAUUUGUGUUUGUGAAGAAACCUUAGAUCAGAAUGUUAGUUGUAAUUCUUAUCUCUUUUCGUCUAGAUAUAGAAAGUGAACUAAUUUUAUUAAAUUGAAAGCACACAAAUAACUGCAGAGUUGUAACUUAGGUGCUUAGCUUAUAGAAAGUGAGAUUGACUUGGAAGUUCUAUUGAGUAAGCUGGGAGAAAGUACUAACAAUAAUGUAAUGUCUCGAUGUACAGUACUAUAGGCCACAAUUAUUUUGUAUAUUGUGAGAAGGGGAACAUUAGUAAUUGCUUCAUGGUUGAGUGAUGGCAUGCCACUGCCUGUUUUGCAUCUUGGCCCAGGUUACCACAUUGUUUGGUACACCCAUAUUUGGUCAUUUUUAUUCUUUAAUCACACUAUUAAAAUAGUUUUAUAAUUAGAACAAUGUUGAAAAAUGUUUUAAGCCGUCAUAAAAUUUAUUUUUACACUACUGCAUGAAUUACCAAAAAUUUCAAGGGGUGUGUGUGUGUGUGUGUGAAUAAAUGUGAUAGAUUCAUACUUGAAAAAAAAAAAAAAGAAAAAAAAAAUUCUAAUUAUGUAUUAGCCCUCUCAUGCACCACAGUGUGUAUAUAUAUUGAAGUAAUACACAAAAUAAUAAUCUGACUGUAUUUAUGGAAAACUAUUGAGUUUUAAGUUCUUUUUAUUCCCAUUGUUCAUAAUAUGCAUUUUUAAAGCUUUCUGUAACAAACCUGUUUUGUUGGUUAAAUUUGGAGAAAGUCAAAAUUCAUACAUCAUCGCUGGUGGCAUUGAGUUGCAGUGUUCAUGUGCAUCAUGUGUGGGAGCUCACAGAUGUGUGUCUGCAGAAUAUUUCCACGUGAUGUAAGUCCAUGGUUCUUAUGGAACCUCAGAGGAAUGGCAGUGGAGAAAUCUCACCAUCUUACUGAAAACGGACUUUGUUGUGGGUGGGUGGCUAUGGCUUUGCUUUUGAGAUGGUGUGGAUAUUGAGUGUCUCAACUCAAUCAGUCACUCAAUACCUGCUGUUGCCUAUAUAGCCACAUCAUAAGACCUUUAAUCAGGACUUGCUUGAGUCACAGCUGUCACAUCAUCAGCUGUCAUCUUGUGAGAUGGAUGUUUCUUUGAAUCCUAUCUGUCACUUUUGACUGAUGUUUAAACUAAGGAAAGCUAGAAUUUUUAUGUAGCAGAUGUGUCACUUUCAAUAUUAGGUAGCCAUUUUCAUUUUGGAAACGGCCUGUUUGAAUGGAUGCUUCUUAGCUGGUAUCAUAAGGGAGAUACUCUUUUGUGGCAGUGAAGAUGGGGCAUUCGUACUGAUGUGUGAGAGGGUUAAGAUUUUGUAUGAUGGUGCUCUCACUGCCUCUUGGUGGCAGCAAAUGGUGUGCUAUGAUUCUCUUUAACUCAGGUUUUGAAUGGAGGCUUGCUAGAUAUCCUGCCACAAUAAUGCACAAUAAUUCUGGUGAUAAUAUGCUAACUAUAAGGAUAAUUUGAAUGUAAUAUUACCUUGGGAUGGGAUUUUGAUUAAUUUAUACAGCAUGUUGCUUAAUUCCACAGCUUGAAAUUUGAAAGAUGAGAAGUUUUAUAUUUUUAUUGUAAAUAUACAUUGUCUUCACUGAACAGCUAUUUACAUAAGUAUAAUUUUGACGUCAGUUCACCGCAUGACCUGCAGGACCUGAAAUGGAGAACAUUAUACAUAAAUCCUUCCACCAAUAGAUUGCAUUGUGUUUUGCACUUUGUUAGGCAAACACAGACUCAUUACCACCUUGGCCACUAGAUUCAAUUCAUAAGGUUUUAUUUCACUGUAAUUAAAUUUCUCUCAUUGCCUAUCAACCUUAUGUACUUAACUGUGUGUGUGUGUGUGUGUGUGUAUGUGUGUGUGUGCACGCGCGCAUGUGUGUAGAGGACAGAGCUAUGUAUGUACGUAGUAUCCAUUCCUCAUUAUUCUUUCAAUAUAUUCCUACAGCUGUCAUAUACCAUAGGUGAACACUACUCAUCCUAAUUGGCUUGUCUUAAAAUCUUAUUCUUUUUGAUGUUUAAAAUCCUCUUGGUGUCUUGUGCAAAUUCUACUAAAUGUAAUACAAGACAAUUAGAGUCACAAUGUCUCAGUAUCCAUAUUUCAUUGUCAAUAAACUCUUUCUUUUCAUGCAAUAGGUAGACAAUUAUGUGAAGUGGAAGGGUAAGUAGGAACUCACCACUGUAGCUAAUGAUCUAUACUGUACUUCAUUUAACCUGUUUUGUACUUCUACAAUUACCACCACAUUUCAAAUGCUAUUGAACUUCCCAUGUAUAAUUUCUGAAGUUUUGGUACUAUUAUAAAAUAUAACCAAUUACUCAAUAAUGUAAACAGGAUUUAGGACUCCAUUAAAUAAUUUUUAAAGUAAGGACUGGCAUCUGAAAGUCCAUAAUGAAAAUUCUUGAUGUUGUUGUUUGGGGCAUUAUUAAUGGUGACACUAUGUGUACAUCUUUCACCAUUGCUGAUGCCAGUGUGGACAUCCCUCAACAUGUACUCAAAAGUAUUUACUCACAUUAAAUUCUACUUAUUACACACACACACACACACACACACACACACACACACACACACACACACACACACACACACACACAAAAGUUACUGUAAAAUGCAAGUCUGAAUAGCUGAUGGUGUUAGCACUGUCAUCAUGUCCCUUGCUACAUAUCUCAGAACGUUUUUUCCAAACCCUCCUUUAAUUUUUAUAUACAAAAGUGCCUGUAUGUACUCCUUAAUGAUGUGCUUGUUUUAUAUUCUUGACUAAAUAUGACGAGCAACACACAAGUAAUAUUUCAAAAUUACCCAAAGUGAAUCAUGACAGUAAGUGCCAUUUUGUUCUUGCAUUUAGUGCUCUCUCUCUCUCUCUCUCUCUCUCUCUCUCUCUCUCUCUCUCUCUCUCUCUCUCUCUCUCUCUCUCUCUCUCUCUCUCUCUCUCUCUCUCUCUCUCUCUUACCUACUUACAUAUAUAGAUAGCUAUUAGAUAGUUUUAAUUUUGCAACAAAAUUGAGUCUUCACCAUUGCCGGAAUGUUUAAUAGUGAAAUUUGAUGUGUAAGACUAUGAGGUCUAUCCUUUCUGCAAGAUGUGAUCAUAAAGUUCCUGGACUGUUUCUAGUGCAAACAAACUGGUAAUGAUCAUGCCUGUGGGACAGAAAAAUAUCAGUAAUUACAAUUAGUGAAGAUAGAGAUCGUGGCGGCACAGCAAGAGCAAUUGGUAAUUGUUCUGAGUCAGUGUGCCAUGUGUCAAUGCACUAUUGUCAUUGGGAUCUGUGUUGCACUUGUUUCUGUGACCAUGUUCACACACACUUGCAAUUUCAAUAUAGUCCUCAAACUUGAAUAGAAACCCUUGGAAAGAAAGAGCAAAAGUUUAGCAAUGAAGCAGUGGGUGAGUAAGGUGGAAAGAAUAAAGAAUAGCAGCUGUGCAUUAGUAUCAGCGGAAUUAGUGUGUAGUGGUGAGGAACUAUAGCAUUACCACUCAAAGCACUCCUGCUCCUUGUGGAGAUACAUGAGCUUGAUUUUAAAAUGACAAGGCAAAGCAAGCAUUGUGACAGCUUCCCUCGCUGAAGCAAGCAUCUUGAGUUUUGGAACUAAGCAUAUGUAAACAUAUAACUUAGUGACAUCAAAUUAAUACAGUAUACAUAUAUCUGUACUAUAGAUUACAUAUACAUAAUUAUAUCCACUUGUGAUCUGCAUCAUUUCUAGAGCUCAUUCGUAGCUCUAAAAGCAAUAAUGAUAAGAAAAUGAUAUAAUGAUGGUCUUAAUUAUAAUGACAAUAACAAUAGUAGUAGUAGUAGUAAUAAUAUAAUAAUAAUAAUAUUAAUAAUACACAAUAAUACAUAAUAGCAACUACUGUGAGUAGUUAAGAAUAUAAACUUGAGAAAAUUGCAUUUCAAGGAGCAUAAUUGGACUCCUUGAUCAUGACAACAGAGAAUCAUAUGACUAGUUAAUUAUAUACACAUCCCUUGAAUCCAUGCCCAAGCCACAGGUAAAAUUUUAUUUGAAGUAUUGCAAUGGUAAUGAUGGCAGGUGACCUGUACAGGUGUACUGGCAUGUGGAAUAAGAUUCAUCACUUCACAGGGAACCAUAGUGGUGUGAUGUUCAAGUUGUUUUUUCUUUUAAAAUGUGAAUUACAUAAGCUACGUAAUCAGUACAUAACAUAUUCAUCCUAAUAUAAUUUUUAAAUAAAAAUUUCAAUAAUAUAUUUACUUGGAUCGGUUGUGGCAGAAUUGAAGAGUUUUUGACUAAGUGAACACUUUGACAAGCAACAUGAUACUCCUCUCCAUGAAAUGUACUUAGUGUUCUCCCCUUCUGUAUACUCUAUAUGAUGGCAGCCACACAACUCAUGAGACAAGUGAAAAUACUCAUCCUGGUGUUGUACAUGGCAAUGUCUGUGACUCUAUUGAGUUUCUGCCACAAGAGGGGGUAAUUCAUAUCAAGACUUAGGUAAAUUAACAAGUCUAUGUAAUUAAACCUGAGUUGAAUGGUAAAAAAAGUAUCUCAAACUUAUCAAUGCCUUGCUCUCUUCUAAAAUUAAAUUGCUAGGUAGUUUGUCUUACAGACAAUGAAAACCAGUAAUCUUGAAUCUUCAUUUUUGUUUACCACACCCAAGGCCUUUCCUCACUGCCUCUAGAUGUACAAACAAAAACAGUACCUAUGAAUGGGUGUAUCAUCUACUUGUACUUUUCUGUAUUGUUUGUUUGUUUUGGUGUCACUUCAUCUUAAAAACAUGUAUGGUAUGGUAUCUCCAGGUGUUCAAUUGGGUCUUUGUGUCACCCAUGACUCCUUGUCAUCUUCCUGUCUCCUACUCUGUACAAUCACUCCAGCGUUUAUCUGUUUAAGUAAUUACACAUGUCCACUUUCCUUUGAACUGGAAAUAUAUAGAGAUACUGUACCACUUAUGCAUGUACGUAUGUAGGAAGUGUGUUACCUGAGAAGCAGAUUUCUAAACAAGGAAGCAAGUAUUGUCUUUUAGUAACAUGAUCACAAGACCAGAAGUUACUUAAUAAUAUAUAAUACAUGUGUACAUUAGAUUAUAAAGCAUUUACAAAAAAAUAUAGUAUACAUAUUCAAUGUGAUUUCUUGCAAUGACAUGGUUAUAUGAUAAUUAUGAUUCCUGUGUUCUGCUUUCUCUCAGGAGCCACUCUUUACAAAGGAAACAACUUCCAUGAACAGUUACAAAAAUAAUAACUUACCAUGAAAAUAUAAGAGAAACUAAAAAUUAAGUAAAUGGUUUUGUUCCUGUGUAUGUAUGUACAAUGCAUAAUCAAGUUGAAAAUGUAGUUGCAGUAGGGCAUUCCCAGCCAUGCUUUGCUUGACCAGUGGGUGUGAUACAUAAUUACUGUUAUCAACAAAGAGAUGCUGAGCGACACUAUUGAAGCAACCUGUUAACCUCAUGCUGUGUGUCAACUCUGCACUGUGAUGUGUAUGAGAUAGAUAAGAGAUUUCUGCUGCAUCUGUGCUAAAUUUCAUAUUCCUUGCUAUUUGAAAACUUAUGUAAUAGAUGCAAGUCCACUCAAAUAAUAAUUCAAGAUGUGUUGUGUUCAUUCCUUCUGAGAUACCUAUAUGUGGUGCAAUCCAAAAUUUCUAGAAUCCAUUACAUAAUAAAGCAAUACUGACUUUCA